This is a messenger RNA of Mugil cephalus (flathead mullet), 6677 nucleotides long. Its product is annotated as zinc finger protein 236-like. Gene Ontology annotation, biological process: regulation of transcription by RNA polymerase II. The record is from RefSeq and is a predicted model, not a curated record. The transcript has 32 exons. Gene Ontology annotation, cellular component: nucleus. Bases 30 to 5567 code for a protein of 1845 amino acids. Gene Ontology annotation, molecular function: RNA polymerase II cis-regulatory region sequence-specific DNA binding; DNA-binding transcription factor activity, RNA polymerase II-specific. NCBI's taxonomy places the organism in Eukaryota, Metazoa, Chordata, Actinopteri, Mugiliformes, Mugilidae.
ACAGCACACCCGCCCCGAGUACUGGAACUAUGCCGCGGGGCCGGCCUCGCAAACUGAGAGUUAAAAGCAGCGACGAAACAGAUGCGGAUGCCAAUGAAAACAAGGCGGAAGGCUUCAGCGAUGGAGAGCUCAAGGACAAGAAAUGUUCCAUAUGUUCCCACGUCUUCACCACGGAGAGCCAGCUGCAGAAACAUCUCCGUGAACAUGAGGUCAAUGAUAAGCCUCAUCGAUGUGACCGCUGCUCACAGACGUUUAAUGUGGAGUUCAACCUCACACUACACAAAUCCACGCACACCACCUCCGACUUCACCUGUCCGGUUUGCAAUAAAAAGUUCUCCCGCAUCGCCAGCCUCAAGUCCCACGUCAUGCUGCACGAAAAAGAGGAAAAUCUAAUCUGCGCCGAGUGCGGAGAUGAGUUCGUCCUCCAGAGCCAGCUCUCCCUGCACUUGGAGGAGCACCGCAAGGAGCUCUCGGGCAUCAGGGUCUACACCUGCAAGACCUGCGACAAGGAGUUCAAGACUUCCGCGCAGAUCAAAGAGCACAUGAAGAGUCACAUCAAGAUGAGGCCGCUCACCUCCAGUUCCAGAAACUACAAGAAAAACAUAGAUCGCAGUGGGUUCACAAACGGCUGCCAUCACUGUGGAAAGGCUUUCAAGAAGCCCAGCCAGCUUGUCAGACACAUACGAAUACACACAGGUGAGAGACCCUUCAAGUGCGUGCAUUGCGGCAAGGCUUUCAACCAGAAGGUGGUGCUGCAGACUCACAUGGUGAAACACACGGGAGAGAAACCUCACCUUUGCAUGUUCUGCCCGGCAUCCUUCUCCCAGAAGGGGAACCUGCACUCCCAUGUUCAGAGGGUGCAUUCGGAGACUAAAGGGGUACCGCUGUUCCCGUGCAUGGACUGCAGCUGUGUAUUCAAAAAGCUGGGCAGCCUGAAUGCCCACAUUAGCAAGAUGCACAUCUCUGUGAUUGAAGUGCCCUCCAGCACUGCGGAGACAGAGACAACGGGUCAGUCGGCAGGCGGGUCAGAAGGCGGCGAAGGGGUAACAGAUGUCAUCCAGCAACUUCUGGAGCUGUCAGAACAGGUCAGCGGGGAGACAGCUGAGCCCCAGCCUGCAGAGCCAGCUAUCGUCAUGGAAACUGCCAUCAACCAGGACAUCCUGCAGCAAGCUCUGGAAAACAGCGGCCUGAGUGUGGUCCAGCCGCAGAGUGACGCCACAUCCAGAGAGUCACAGAACCAGAACCCAGAGGGCACUUCUGUAGAGAGCAAGAAAGUACGAGGUCCAGACAAACCGCCUCGGGAAAAGAAGAGGAGCAUUUUUAAGAAGCCCGUACAGAUGCCAGGUUCCAUCAGGGAGGAAGACGGCGUUCGCUGGCAUGGCUGCCCCUACUGCUCCAAGGAGUUUAAGAAACCCAGCGACCUUGUCCGCCACAUCCGCAUCCACACCCACGAAAAGCCUUUCAAGUGCAAACAGUGCUUCAGAGCGUUUGCAGUCAAGAGUACCCUCACAGCACAUAUGAAAACGCACACGGGUAUCAAGGCCUUUGAGUGCCAGUGCUGUCUGAAGUGCUUCUCCACUUCAGGCAGCAUGAAAGUACACAUGCGUCUGCAUACAGGUGUUCGUCCUUUUGCCUGCCCUCACUGUGACAAGAUCUUCCGUACGUCAGGCCACAGGAAGACACACAUUGCUUCUCACUUCAAAAGCUUGCAGCAGAAGAAGCACAAGUUUCCACGCAAAACCAACAAACCAAAAGUGUCCAAAAGCAACCUACCUCUGCCUGACAUGCCCCUGCAGGAACCCAUCCUCAUCACCGACUUUGGCCUCAUCCCGUCCCAGAACCCUCGACUGACUUUUCAACAGUACCUGGAUGUGGUGGGGAGUGACCGUCCAUACAAGUGCCAGUACUGCAAUAAGGCCUACAAGAAAUCAAGCCAUCUGAAACAACAUGUCAGGUCUCAUACGGGUGAAAGGCCCUACAAGUGUGUGCAGUGCAGUCGGGGUUUCGCCUCCUCGGGAGUCCUCAAAGCUCACAUCCGGACCCACUCGGGCUUAAAGGCGUACAGAUGUGUCAUGUGCGACACGACGUUCACCACCAGCGGCAGCCUACGGCGCCACAUGACCACCCACAGUGACCUGCGACCUUACAUGUGCCCCUACUGCCAAAAGACCUUCAAGUCGUCACCCAACUGUAGGAAGCACAUGAAGACGCACAGGUAUGAACUGGGCCAGCAGCUACAACCACAGUCGGCAGAGGAUCCCUUGGGUGCGGGCGCCGUGGCCCACGACAUGCAGGUGGAAAUAGAGGGAGACGCUCUCCAGCAGACCCCCGCUACCACAGCAGAGCAGCAAAGCAUGCUGGGACUGGGCCAGACAGAGGUGGUGAACGGUAGCCAGCAGGUGACGCUGGAGGCGCCCUUGACUGACCAAGCACUGGUGCAAGGAGAAGACUCGUACGUGACUGGCCAACACGCUUUGCCUCAGAAUAUCAGCCAGUUUGAGACGCCAGCGCUUCCUCAGCCCGCAUUUGAUCAGCAAACUCUAACGCAAGGCUUCACCAUCACUGACUCGAGCUACAAUCAGUCCCAGUUCUCCACCGUCCAGCAGCUGCAGGAUUCCAGCACCCUGGAGUCCCAGGCCCUCUCCUCCAGCUUCCACGCCCCAAAUCUGCUGCACGUUUCCAGUGCAGAGGUGACGAACGGGCUUCUUCAGCAGAGCGGUCAAAAUGAGCUCCAGCUGGCGACAGAGACACAGGACUACCAGGACGACAGUGAAGACAACACCAAGAGAGCCUACAGGUGCAAUUGGUGCAGCAAAGGCUUCAAAAAGUCAAGCCACCUGAAGCAGCACGUGCGGUCCCACACUGGGGAGAAACCGUACAGUUGUCACCUCUGCGGACGAGCCUUCGUGUCAGCUGGAGUUCUGAAGUCCCACCUCAAUACACAUACGGGAGCGAAGCCCUUUAAGUGCAGUGUUUGCGAUGCCUCGUUCACCACCAAUGGCAGCCUGAACCGCCACAUGAUCAUCCACAUCAAGACCUUCAAGUGCUCCAUGUGCGACGAGACCUUCCGGACCAGCCUGCUGUGUAAAAGGCACAUGAAGAAGGAGCACGCUGUGGAGGAUCAAAUCAUAGGUCUGGACAGUCAGGAGGUGGAGGAGGAGGAAGACGACGAAGACGGCGACCAAAAGUCAUCGAAGAGGAGGGGCAUGGAAAUCAUCACCUUCACGGAGGAGCAGGCGGCAGAGCUGGCGAAGGAUCCCGGCGAGGAGGCCUCGGUGUCGGAGCGAAUCCUGGCCCAGUCGGCGGCGGAGAGGGACCGGAUCAGCGAGAUCAAAGACAAAGCCGUGGAGCUGGAAACGGAGCCAAAGUUCGCCAACUGCUGCAACUACUGCCCCAAGAGCUUCAAGAAGCCCAGCGAUCUUGUCAGGCACAUCAGGAUCCACACUGGAGAGAGGCCUUAUAAGUGUGAUGAAUGCGGGAAGAGUUUCACAGUGAAGUCGACCCUGGACUGCCACGUAAAAACACAUACAGGUCAGAAACUGUUCAGCUGUCACAUGUGCAACACCUCCUUCUCUACGAAGGGAAGCCUGAAGGUGCACAUGCGCCUCCACACCGGCUCCAAGCCCUUCAAGUGUCCCUUCUGCGAGCUCCGCUUCAGAACGUCGGGCCACCGCAAAACCCACAUCCAGUGUCACUUCCGCCAGAACAGCGACAGCCGUAAAUCCAAACGGCCUUCCUCGUCUGCCGGUCAGUCCAGGCAAGGUCAGGACACGGGGGCCGGGCAGGUUGUGGCCUCGGGUCAGGGGCAGCAGCCGUCUGCUUCGGAGGCCCUUCAACCCGUGGGGCUGCUACAAACGCCCAGCUCGGACCCCAGCAUUUACCUCCCAGCCAACCAAGUGCUGACAGGGCAAUUUGACCAGAAUCUGCUGCCACCAGGACUGGUGGGUCAGGCCAUCCUGCCCGCAUCUAUGUCAGCUGCAGGAGACCUGACGGUGUCUCUGCCAGAUGGCUUGACCACGCUGGACGGCAUCCACCUGCAGCUAACGCCUGCCAACCUGGUCUGUCCCAACGUCCAGAUCUCUGGCAUCGAUACCAGCAACAUCAACAACAUCACACUACAGAUUGACCAUGCCCUCCUCCAGCAGACCUUACAGCAGGGCAGUCUCCUCUCUCAACCCCUGAGCGUCGACGCCGGCCUGGUCUCCCACUCCGGUGGCCAGCUCAUGUCUGCAGGUGACCCCUCGGUGUCCGCCAACGUCGUCAUCCACCCACUGACCAGCCUGGCUCUGCAGCCGUCCACCAUUACUCCAGCGCAGGCCACAAUGGCAGGGCUCUCCGACCAGGACGCUGCAGGCGAGUGUUCUCAGGACCUAAGCCACGUCAUAGGCAGCUCCGGGCUUGUCGCAGGAGGCAACAGCGGUCAGGAGAUCACCCUGACCAUCAACAACUCCAGCCUGACGCAAGCCCUCGCCCAGGUCCAGGCCCAAGCUUCGGCGGCUGGAUCCAGCACAGCAGGAGGGAACCCCCAGGAGAUCACCCUCACCAUAUCUGGUCAGGAUCUGCUCCCCCAGCAUAACAAUCCUAACGGUGCGGAGAUGAACGGCGGCAUCACCAACGACCACCUCCUGUCUCAGAGCUCCGCCAACACUGGAAUGACAGUCACCAGCCUGCCAUCGAGCACAACUUUGUCACACAGUACUGUAUCGCAGAGCCUCGUGAUGUCCCCGGGCGGCGUGGCCAGCGACGGUAGCGUUACACUGACGCUCACGGAUGCACAGGGAAUGCUGGACGGUGUCACUCUAAACCUCAACACACAGGGUCAGGCAUUCCCUGCAGUACUGAACGACUCCAGCCUAGGAGUGCAGCCAGGUGGUCCGGGCCAGCAGGUGAUACUGGUCAGCCACCAUUCCCAGUCCACGAAUGGAGCUUCUGAUAAUGGAUAUAAUAUUUCCGGUGACGGCCUUAAGGGUGGGAAAGACAACCAGACGGAGGCUGAUAACCGGCACCAGUGUUUCUACUGUAACGAGGUGUGCCAGAACGCCAACGCGCUGCGACGCCACUGCAGGCAAGCUCACGGCAAGGACCGCUGUCAUGUCUGCACUCUCUGUAGGAAGGCCUUCAAGCGAGCUACACAUCUGAAGGAACACGAACGGGUUCACCAACCAGGCCCGUCUCCCAGCUCUCAGAAACCCCGACUCUACAACUGCUCCUCCUGCGUGAAAGCGUUCGCUAAGCGCAGCCAGCUAGAGAGACACAACCGAACGCACACAGGUGAGCGGCCCUUCAAAUGCAGCCAGUGCGACAAGGCCUUCAACCAGAAGAGCGCCCUGCAGGUCCACAUGGUCAAACACACUGGAAAGAAGCCCUUCAAGUGUGAGGUGUGCAGCAUCAGGUUCACCCAGAAGAGCAACAUGAAGCACCACAUGAAGAGGUCCCACGGCUACGGUCAAAUCCAAGACGUGGCUGUGGGCAGAGAAGAGCCGGUAUCGCAGGUCGAGGUGACGCCUGAGCUCGACCUGGAAGUGGUUCCCGAAUCGUCGAGCGACUGGCACAACGUCUUCCCCUGACGGCCGACGGCCCGCGCGACCCCCGCGACCCCCGCGAGCCAGCGAGCGCUGUCCCCGAGCACUGAUUGAGUUUGACAGCUAAGCUUUGCCAAACGUAUCCCCCUCCCAUCGACGGGGGUUACGAGGUUAGAAAGAGAUCGGAGACGUCAUAAAUUCGUACCAGCGUAUGACGAGGGCUUUUACCCCAACAGCAGUCCCCGGCUGUUUAUCCAGAUUAGCAGUGAAGUAAGUGGAGUCUGGUUCCCUGUGAUUGACUUAAUGACUUUUUAUCUGUUUUGCUCCCGCCUGAUUGUCAUCGAUAUGAUAACCUCCAGAGAGGUUUUGGCCCAGCAAACGCAGGCAUCUGCGCUCAGGGGAUGAAAGUCCCUCUCAUGCUGACCCUGUUGGAGAGAGAGGAAACUGUACUGUGCUGGAAACGGUCCCCGGAGACGAGAGCCUUGUCUGCUCAUUACUGGUCUGCUCACAGGGAACCGCCGCCGCCGCCGCCAUCUGUACCGCUGUCGAAGCUUCAAAAGCAACUGUGUAACAGCAACAAGACAGAAAGCUUUUUUUUCCUUUCUGGUUUACAGGAAACUUGUCACCUGUCUUUUUUUUUUUUUUUUACGUGUUUAUACUGUACAUAACUCAUCUGGAAGUGAAAUGCCAUUUUCAGUUUUUAGUUUAAGCGAAGUUACCCGAGAGGGUGUGCUUUAACGUCAUUUGAACACGACACCGAAGUGAGUAAGAUCGCUCGGUCGGAGCUACUUGUUGUAUAAUAGAAAACCGCCGCCUGUGAGGGAUUCAGUGCUCUUUGAGUUUCUUGAACGCAGAUGAGACGAAGCCUAAAGCCUUGUGUUCUCCCUUUGUUGUUGUCCUGUCAACAUUUCGAUCCGCAGACCUGUAGUUCCUUUUUGCAAACAGUGCAGUUAGAUUGCGUAUAUUUUCUGAUGAACUGCCACGACGAGGAUGGUUUCGGUAUGUGUCGUUUGAGCAUAACGUUCCAUUUGUUACAAAGCAAAGCCAAUGUACAGACAAUAAGCUGUUCUCUCUUUCCCUCUCUCUUUUUUUUUUUUGCAGUUGUAUUUUCUAUUGUCCAUAAUAAAUUAAGAUUAAAGUAAUUUUUCUACUAAA